AUGUCUAUUUUGGAGCAGGUGUCCGUCUUUCACUUCAAAUCCUAUGAUAAUGAACAGAAAUAUCGGUUUUCAGAAAAACUCAACUGCAUUGUUGGUCGAAAUGGAAGCGGAAAGUCCGCAUUGAUUGAUGCUAUCUGCUGUGCUUUAGGAUUCGACUUGAAAAGGCUUCGAGUCUCCAAAUACAGUGAGUUGAUCACUCACCAAAAGGAAAAGUGCCAUGUUGAACUUCAGUUUGGGGGAAAGAAGAAUGUCACUCUCAAGUUUUCUGCAGAUACGCAAGGGACAGUUUGUUUUCGGUACAAUGGGAAGCAACUCUCCCGCGAACGACUCCGUCAGACGAUAGGAGAGCAAUUGGGAUUAACAGAUCCGAUUUUCGUAAUUCAGCAGAACCGAAUUCAGAGUUACUAUGACAAUCUAGUCGAUUUUCUCCAUGAAACAAAUGGAAGUGGAAAGUAUCUGGAGUUUUUGCAGAGCUAUGAGAAAGACAAGCUGACUCUUCAAAGCCAGCUACAGAGAAUUCAACACCUAGUCUGUCAGAAGCAGUUGAGCAAUGAGCGAUUUCAAUCGCAUUUGAGAUGGGAAGCGCUCAACAGAGAAAUCAUGCGAAUGCAAGGUACUUUAAAGGAUAAGCAAUCUAUUCUGACGGAUCAACUCCAUCAAGAAUUGUCCGAUCUGCGAACGGAAUACCAAGAGAUUUCGAAAACGCUUCAACAGGAAGAGGAACUCCAAAGUUAUCAGCGAGCGUUCCGAAAGCAUCAGCAAAAAAUGAGUGAGAUUGGUUCCUCAUUAACUCAUUUACUUGAGAUCAGCAAAAAGAUAAGAAUGGAAAAAGAGGAAUUACAGAGAGCGAUUGACUCCUUGGUUAUUCAGGAGGAUCCUCUGCCUCCUCUCUAUCAGAGACAGCGCCAACUGCAGAAGAGAAAGGAAGAGCUGGAACAAGAAGUCAUUCCUUCGUUUUCGUAUCAUGGCUUGGUGAUCGAGCAGUUUCAUUGGAAACCGGAUAUUGAUGAGUUUGUUCCAUGCCUCAUUCAGCUCUUGAAGCCAUUUCUGACCAUUCAUCUAUGCGAUACUUACGAAACAUCCAAAGAAUUGCUAAUGAAACACAAACCAAUUCGCAUAUGGGUAAUGGAGCGAUUAACGCAGAUGCGACUCCCUCCAACCACGAUUCAAGAAGGAAACAUCACUCUAAUCCACCCUUCCACUCUCCUCGCAGAUGAUACAACACCUAUUAAUCUCAUUAACGCAAAGGAGAUCCCAAAGAGUUGA
Messenger RNA from Blastocystis hominis, 1266 nucleotides. RefSeq lists its product as hypothetical. The transcript has 5 exons. The record is from RefSeq and is a predicted model, not a curated record. Lineage: Eukaryota; Bigyra; Opalinata; Blastocystidae. Bases 1 to 1266 code for a protein of 421 amino acids.